Messenger RNA from Megalops cyprinoides (Indo-Pacific tarpon), 3704 nucleotides. Its product is annotated as KIAA0319 ortholog. NCBI's taxonomy places the organism in Eukaryota, Metazoa, Chordata, Actinopteri, Elopiformes, Megalopidae. The coding region runs from base 515 to 3688 and encodes 1057 amino acids. Gene Ontology annotation, cellular component: cytoplasmic vesicle; plasma membrane. The transcript is spliced from 22 exons. The record is from RefSeq and is a predicted model, not a curated record.
CCCAGCAGCCUCUCCCCGCAUCACUGCGCACAUCCCCUUAAUAUUCUCGCUCUCGCACCCAGACGCAUCGACCUGCGACACACGUAGCUAUAUUCAACGCAAAUAUACGCCUAGAGCUCGAGUUCCGGAAAGAAAAAUACAGUGAGAUUAUAUAAAUAAAAAAUAACGAACGGAGAGAAGGAUGCUGCCGUAGCUUUAUGAGAGUACUGGCGCAACCAAGGCCCCCUCUCGAAUGUGGGGGUGUGCUGGCUCUUCACAUUUAACUGGCCAAACUAACAUCUGAGCCACGUCAACAGGCUUGUCAGGCGGUGGUUACCCUGAAGGUCUUUGUGAGUUUUGGAAUAGUGCCACAGACAAGAUCACCUGCCUAAGAGUAUCCUCAAGCACGAUGUCAGAGCUUCCAAGCCUCCACUCAUCCAAAUGACUACUCGCCAAAGCAGACUGAGGGCCUCUGAGGCAGCCAGCAGGAAAGGAAGACAUCUGGGCCACACCUGAAACAGCAACCCCUGACAUCAUGAGAACUGCCCCUGCCCUUCUUCUCUGUCUUAUUCUGCAAAGCACAAAAGGCGUGGUGGCGGAGCAGUGCUGGCAGGGACCGACGUUCUCCGAGACCCUCGUUGCCCCGAACCUGAAGAGCAGCAGCAUCCUGCGGGUGCCGGAGGUGUCGUCCCUGGCGCGCUGUGCCGAGGCCUGCUGUGACCUGCUGGGCUGCGACCUGGCCUGGUUCUUCGAGCGCCGCUGCUACAUCCUCAGCUGCCAGCGCAAGGAGAACUGCCAGCCCAAGCAGCGGCCCGGAACGGACUCGUACGUGGCCUUCCUGCAGCGCGGCCCCCCCCAGACACUCGUCCUGCAGUCGCUGGUGCGGGGGCAGCCCUACCCGGGCCGGUGGCGCCCCCUGCCGAAGCCCAAGGGGACGGACGCCCUCAAGGACCUGGGAUUGUUUGACGGGGUCCAGGGUUUCGACGACCCCGCCCUGACGCCGUUCGACUACCCCGAGGCCUACAGGAGCACAGAGGAUGCGGGCGAGGUCGGAGUUGGGGGUGGGGGCGGGAUUAGGGGCAGCUUUAAGGCGGAGCAGAAGGAAAGCUCAGGGUACUUGGACUGGCCGGCGGUACCAGGGAGAGAGGCCUUCAACCUCUCAGAGGCUGGGGGUGGCCGGGAGGAGCAGGAGUCCCUGCAAGACCUGACCAAGAGCGGACUGCUCCUGCGUGGCCCCUCCCCCGGCAGCCUGGAUUCCGUUGGGGUACCUACCACUGACUCUGGCCCCGCCCUUAGAUCCUCAGCCUCUGUACCAGAGAGCCCCAGUGACAGUGACCUUUCGCAGAAUGCAUCUGCCAGCACUGUGGAGGCCACACCCCUGUUCCAGAACAUCAGUGCAGACACAACCUCCCAAAGCCAAACAAGGACUUCCCCUCCCACAGAGUCUACACCUUCUGUCUCCAGCACUCCAACCCCAACCCCUGCCCUACAACCAGUGAAAACCCUGUUGGUGUCUGUGGGAGACCCUGUGGAGGUGACACAGCCCCAGAGCUCUGUGGAACUGGAAGCUUCUGUGAUCCCCAAGCCCCAGACUGAUGCCUCCUACAGUUAUGAGUGGAGCUUGAUCAGCUCCCCGACUGACCACCAGGGGGAGAUGGAGGGCAAGCACAGCAAAUCUGUCAGACUAUCUGGGCUGUCCACAGGCCUGUAUGCUGUGAAAGUCAGCGUGACCGGGGACAGCGCUUACGGAGAGGGCUUUGUAAAUGUGACUGUCAAUGCCGCACCACACGUGAACCACCCGCCUACGGCCGUCGCCCUCCCCGAGAGCCAGGACGUCACUCUCCCUGCCGGCUCCGCCUGCAUCGAUGGCAGCAAGAGCACUGACGAUGACGGGAUAGUGGGCUACCGCUGGGAGGAGGUAGCUGGCCCACCGCGGGAACUCACAGCCUUGGCAGACACUGCCAUCCUCCGCUUGUCAGAGCUGGAAGCUGGCAACUACACCUUCAGACUGACAGUGAUUGAUUCUGGUGGGUUGACUGACUCUGCCCUGGCCAUGGUGAGGGUGACCGAGCCGGUGGACCUUCCCCCGGUGGCCAAUGCUGGCCCGAACCAGACCGUCACCCUGCCCCUCGACCACAUCACCCUGAGCAGCGGAGAGAGCAGCGAUGACCACGGCAUCACAAGCUACUUAUGGACCCUGUGUCCCAGCAGCAGGAACCAGGAAGUGACCAUGCAGGGUGUGAGGACUCCCCUCCUCCAGCUGUCCUCUCUGCAGGAGGGAGAGUACACCUUCCAGCUGACUGUCACUGAUACGGUGGGCCAGAGGUCCUCCACCACGGUCACGGUUGUUGUGCAGCCUGAGAAGAAUGACGCCCCCGUGGCGGUGGUAGGGCCGGACAGACAGCUGACGCUCCCAGUGAACAGCACCAGGCUAGACGGCAGUGGCAGCACCGAUGACCACGGCAUUGUCACCUUCCACUGGGACAUCGUCAGUGGUCCUCCUGGGCUGAAGGUGGAGGAUGCUGACAAGGCGGUGGCCAUGGCAACAGGCUUCAGGGCGGGUAGCUACGUCUUCAGACUGACGGUGACCGACCAGCAGGGGGCAGCAGACAGUGCUUCCUUCACUAUCAUUGUUAGGGAAGCCAGGAACCUCUCCCUUGUCGCCCACGCCAGCGGCAGCCACACUCUGAUACUGCCCAACAACUCCCUGGUGCUCAGGGGCUCCGUGUCCAGCGCCGACCCAUCCAACGUGUCCUACCUGUGGGUCAGAGACGGUCAGAGCCCCGCCGCCGGGGACGUCCUGUACGGGUCGGAGCAGCAGGCCGCGCUGCACCUGGCCAACCUGGUGGAGGGCACCUAUUUGUUCCAGCUGCACGUGACGGACGGCCGGGGACGCUCCAGCUCGGCCACCGCCACCGUGGAAGUGCGUCCUGACCCCUACAGGAGGGACGAGGUGGAGCUGGAGCUGCAGGUGGCCAUGUCCCAGGUGAGCCAGCAGCAGAAGGACACAGUGGUCAGGCAGCUGGCCGCGCUGCUCCACGUGCUGGACUCCGACAUCGCCGUGCGGGGGCUGCGCGCGGAGACGGACGAAAGCACAGUGUUGCGGUUCUGUGUCCGGGGGCGGGAUGGGCCGAUGCCGGGCCCUCAGCUGGCUCGCCUGCUGAGGAAUCUGCUGCUGAGGGAGAAGACGGACUUUCUGCUCUUCAGGGUCCUCAGGGCGGACACCACCAUGUGCCUGCUCCAAUGUUCGAACCGCGGCCACUGUGAUCCUUCCACCAAGCUCUGCGUCUGUGACCCCUUCUGGAUGGAAAACCCCAUCCGCCGCUUCCUGGAUGAUGGAGAGAGCAACUGCGAGUGGAGCGUGCUCUAUGUCAUCCUGUCGUCCUUCGUGGGGAUCGUCCUCACCAUGUCACUCAUCUGGACCUGCGUGUGCUGUUGUAAGAGGCGAAGACGGACAAAAGUGAGGAAGAAAACCAAGUACACCAUUCUGGACAACAUGGAUGAGCAGGAGAGGAUGGAGCUGAGGCCCAAAUACAACCUCAAGCACAGGAGCACGGAGCACAACUCGAGCCUGAUGAUGUCGGAGUCGGAGUUCGACAGCGAGCAGGACACCAUCUUCACCCGGGAGAGGCAGGACAAGGGCAAGGGCCGCUCCAACGGCGCCGCCAAAAAUGGGGACGCCUUCAGCUACCACCCCGUGGAUGGGUAGGUUAUUAUGGGGAGGG